AUGCCACCAUCCAACUUUUCUCAGCUUUCAAACUUCGUAUAUCCCCAGCAGGGAAUCCCUCCCGAAGAGUCCCCUCAGGGGCAGAACCUAGAUCCUGCUGCGUUCGGAGGAGACCUUGAUUCGCUUGCUUGGGAGGAAUACGUAAGACCAGUUCGCUCGGCUGCUGAACGCAAAUCAUCCCGCUCUUUGCUAACUCAAAACGUUGAAGCUCCAGAUUCCCAGCUUCAUCUAGCAGAGGCAGAAUCCCUCUCCCACUUGGCUUCUCGUGAGGGCGACGAUCAUCAGCAGACUCCCCGAGCCCCAUCACAUUCGGUUCCUGAGGCCCUGCAAGAAGACAACGCGGACAACAACUCGAAUGCGAUAGACCCUAGACUGUUCGAUGCUAGUUACGAUCCGCGGUUUUUCGUCAAAAAGUCGCCCUCGUGA
Messenger RNA from Fusarium sp. VM40, 426 nucleotides. The record is from the annotation of a GenBank genome assembly. Lineage: Eukaryota; Fungi; Ascomycota; Sordariomycetes; Hypocreales; Nectriaceae.